Molecule: messenger RNA, 494 nt
Organism: Gamsiella multidivaricata
Lineage: Eukaryota; Fungi; Mortierellomycota; Mortierellomycetes; Mortierellales; Mortierellaceae
Exons: 1
Coding region: 117-431 (104 amino acids)
Source: RefSeq, a predicted model, not a curated record
UUCUGUUCACAUGUGCUUUAAGCAAUACUGACAUUUCUAUACUUCUUUUAUAGUUAAUAUUGCAGAUAUAUGGACUCUUUUGCUGCUGGAUUCAUCUCAAAUGGGUCAGAGUCGAGAUGCCUCAGCUGCUAGCUUCAACAGAACGCCAGGAAACCCUAUACGAGCUCAUGUUUCCGUAUUGCGUUGGAGCAAGGGCACGUAGGGCCGCAGCGACAACCAAUAAUGUUUCGCCCAAUUCCGCAAUCGAUCCAUCGUCGUCAAUAUCACCUAAUGGAGCCAGCACGGCUACUGCACCAGUCGCUAUUGAUCUUGAAAGGGCAUCCACAAAUCCAGCAUCCAGUGAUAGUCGGCCCCCAAUAUUAGCAAACAACGAUACGGUCCAGUCCUCUACUAGCAGUGAUAGCGAGAUUCAAGUUGCUAUACAGCGGUGAUGCCUCCAAAUGAUCGCUAGUCGCUUCAUUGCAAAGAUCAAUAAAAUCGAUACCUUGUACAGC